Messenger RNA from Rhodamnia argentea, 855 nucleotides. Its product is annotated as bidirectional sugar transporter SWEET12-like. Gene Ontology annotation, cellular component: membrane. Gene Ontology annotation, molecular function: sugar transmembrane transporter activity. Lineage: Eukaryota; Viridiplantae; Streptophyta; Magnoliopsida; Myrtales; Myrtaceae. The coding region runs from base 1 to 855 and encodes 284 amino acids. The transcript is spliced from 6 exons. Gene Ontology annotation, biological process: carbohydrate transport. The record is from RefSeq and is a predicted model, not a curated record.
AUGGCCAUUUUCUCGACCGAUAAUCGCUGGGUUUUCGCUUUGGGCCUCCUAGGUAAUCUCAUAUCUUUCGUGGUCUUCUUGGCCCCAGUACCGACAUUUUAUAGGGUGUGCAAGAGGAAGUCAACCGAAGGGUUCCAGUCAGUUCCGUACGUGGUUUCUUUGUUCAGCGCCAUGCUCUGGAUAUACUACGCAUCCCUCAAGUCCGAGUCCAAUAAUUUCCUUCUCAUCACCGUCAACUUAGUGGGAUGUGUCAUCGAGACCAUCUACGUCGCUCUCUACCUUGCUUAUGCUCCUAAAAAGGCCAGGAUUUUUACACUGAAGUUGAUGGUGAUGAGCUUUGGAGGGUUCUUUUCCAUUCUUCUCUUGUCCCACUUCUUAACAAAAGGGUCCACCAGGGUCCAGCUUCUUGGGUGGCUUUGUGUUGGAUUCUCCAUCAUCGUUUUCGCAUCUCCUUUAAGUGUUAUGAGAAUUGUGAUAAGCACCAAAAGCGUAGAGUUCAUGCCUUUCACUCUCUCAUUUUUCCUCACGCUUAGUGCUGUGACUUGGCUCCUCUACGGUCUAUUCCUCAAGGACAUCCACGUUGCGGUUCCAAACGUGUUGGGGUUUAUCCUUGGAGUGCUUCAGAUGGGACUGUAUCUGACAUAUAGGAGGAGGAAUGUGAAGGUUAUGGAGGAACCCGAUUAUUUCGGUGGUGCAAAGCCGAUUGCCGAUGCUCAAAGUUGCAAUAUCGCCUCUAACGACAGCAUCAUCGAUGUUCAUGAUGUCCAAGAGAGGAAAGAUGAUGCACACAAGGAUGAGAAAAGCUCUGAAGCGUCCGAUAAUGGACCAGUGGUGAAUAGUUCGUGGGAAGUUUGA